Prunus dulcis (almond) is the source of this 1159-nucleotide messenger RNA. RefSeq names its product probable carboxylesterase 120. Bases 34 to 1023 code for a protein of 329 amino acids. The record is from RefSeq and is a predicted model, not a curated record. Lineage: Eukaryota; Viridiplantae; Streptophyta; Magnoliopsida; Rosales; Rosaceae. The transcript has a single exon. Gene Ontology annotation, molecular function: hydrolase activity.
AUCAUCUUCUCUGAUAAUUAACAAAACUAAACAAUGUCAGGUGCAGGCGAAGGUGAAGCAGAAGACAUCUCCACCGUUGAUAACUAUCAGCGCCUCCAGAUUGCACCCAACCCUGACGGCACCAUCACCCGCUUGGCCAAAUUCCCAGAAAGCCCACCCACGUCCGAUCCCAAGCUUCCCACCCCAGUUCUCUCCAAAGACAUCCCCAUCAACGAAUCAAAAAACACCUGGGUUCGAAUCUAUUUGCCCCGCCACGCACUGGAUCAUUCCUCCUCCAAGUUACCUCUCGUCGUUUUUUACCAUGGUGGAGGCUUCAUUUUAUUCAGUGCAGCCUCAACCAUAUUCCACGAUUACUGCGUCGGCUUCGCCACUGAUGUUCCCGUCAUCAUCGCAUCCGUCGAGUACAGGCUCGCUCCAGAGCAUCGCCUGCCAGCGGCCUAUGAGGAUGCAACGGAAGCGCUGCACUGGAUCAAAACCACCCCAGAUGAUUGGUUGAGAGACCAUGCUGACCUUUCAAAUACUUUCCUCAUGGGCAUCAGCGCGGGGGGUAACAUAGCCUACCACGCAGCACUUCACGCCGACGUUGACCGUCUCCAUCCGUUGAAGAUCCAUGGGCUGAUAUUACAGCAACCGUUUUUCAGUGGGACCCAGAGGAGUGGCUCCGAGUUGAGGUUAGCGAACAACCCCGCGUUCCCACUGAGCAGUUCGGAUCUGAUGUGGGACUUGUCGUUGCCUAUUGGGGCUAGUCGUGACCACGAGUAUUGCAAUCCGACGGUAGGGGACGGUUGUAAGAAGUUGGAUCGAAUGGCGGUUGGGAGGAGAGUUUUGGUGACUGGCUGGGAUGGGGACCCAUUGAUCGACGGUCAGAUUGAGGUGGCCAAGAUGUUGGAGGAAAAUGGUGUACACGUGGUGUGCCAUUUUGCUGAAGGAGGUUACCAUGGGGUUGAUAUUAUUGACGCCUCCAAGGGCGAGGCACUGUUUGUGGUUGUUAAGAAUUUCAUAUUUUCUCAAACGGCUAGUUAGAAAAUGGUGGUUGCUUGCUUUUUAUUACUUCUGAAUGUUGCAAAAUAAAUCAUAAUGAUGUAAGAACUUCUAUAACGUAUGCCAAUAAAAUGAACCACAAUGUUAUCGAUACAUACAUGUUUGAUAUACAUCCAUA